AUGGUUGUUGUAAGAGCGAUGUGCGGGAUUGGAGGCGGAGGCUUGAUAACCGUAUCGCAGGUCUGUGCAUGGGAUGUGCUCCCGGUCAAGAGUCGACCGGCAUACCAAGCAGUCAACAAUGUCACCUACGGCGUCGGAGCCGCUGUGGGAGCUUCUCUCGGUGGACUCUUCUCUGAUUCGCUCGGAUGGAGAUUCGCGUACCUCUUUCCGGUCCCCUUAUCCAUUCUUUCCAUCCUUGUCUUUGUCUACCGAGCACGCCCAAAGCUGAUAGAGCUACACCAAGGAGAGGAAGGCAAAAUACAGUUGAAGGAUAUUGAUGUGCUGGGUAGCGGCCUUUUGCUGACGGCAAUCACACUCCUCAUGAUCAUAAUCAACCUAGGAGGCGACGAGAUACCCUGGACCAGUCCUCUCGUCCCCACUAUCGUCAUCUCUACCGGCAUCAUCGCCUUUGUCUUCUUCCGCCACGAGGCCAAAGCAUCGCUGCCCGUGCUGCCGAUAGGCCUGAUCAAAAGCCGACAUAUGGUAUCCCAAGUAGGUAUGAACCUUUUCGGAGCCAUGGUCAUCUUCGGCGUGCUAUACCUAAUCCCUCCAUUCUUCCAAUCCACCCUUCUCACCACUGCCUCUCUCGCUUCUCUCCGCCUCCUCUACCCAACCCUCACUGCCCCCCUCGGUUCCAUCCUCACUGGCAUAUUUCUUCACCACCAUCCCCACAAAGCAUACCUCGCCCAGCGCCUCGGUGCUGGGGUGCUCUUGGCGGGGACGGGAAUCAUGUUGAGCUUAGCUUUCGGUGAUGACAAUGGGGAAAGGGUUGAAGGAUGGUUUGUGUGGCAUUUGGUCUGGGUUCAUGCGGGGAUGGGAAUCUUGUUCAUUUCGAGUCUGUUAGAUGUGCUGAGUGCUUCUGGCUCUGCAAUCCCAGACCAUGCGGCAGCAACAUCUCUAAUUCUCCUCCUCCGCUCUCUCGGUUCCACCCUAGGCAUCGCCUCGUCCCAAUCAGUUCUCCAAAAUACCCUCUCGCACCAACUGUCUCGUACUUUCACUGGACCCGGAUCAGACGAGAUCAUUGCCGGCAUAAGACAGUCGGUAGAUUUUUUGAAGGAGUUGCCAGAGAGAGAGAGGGAGUUGGGGGUGAGGUGUUGGGUAAUGGCGUUUAGAGCUGCUUUUGGGGGGCUGGUUGGUGUUGCUGGGGUUGUGGUGGUAUUCGCGGUCUUGGGGAUCUGUGCUUCCAAACAAGAGGUGACAGAAGAAGCAGAGAUACAUCCAUCGUCGCUCGAGUCUCAAGACUGA
Cryptococcus amylolentus CBS 6039 is the source of this 1284-nucleotide messenger RNA. RefSeq lists its product as hypothetical. Gene Ontology annotation, cellular component: fungal-type vacuole membrane. Bases 1 to 1284 code for a protein of 427 amino acids. Lineage: Eukaryota; Fungi; Basidiomycota; Tremellomycetes; Tremellales; Cryptococcaceae. The record is from RefSeq and is a predicted model, not a curated record. Gene Ontology annotation, biological process: basic amino acid transport; transmembrane transport. Gene Ontology annotation, molecular function: basic amino acid transmembrane transporter activity. The transcript is spliced from 6 exons.